UUAGUGAUUAAGAUAUACAUACAAAAUCACCAAAACCAAACCCAGUUAUAGAAAAAGAAAAUGCUUCUCCGAAUUUUUCUUACACAAUUUAAAAAUUUAUCCUGAAAUUACGAAAUUAAAAGUUUACGAAAUACAUUUAAAAUUGUAAAUUAAGUGUAAGAUUUAACUAAAAGUUAAAAGAUUUCAUGUGUCUCUGAAUAAUGCUUUAGAUUUCUUAAAUGUGUAGCUCGUACAAAUAAUAAUAUGCAAAAAUAACUAUGCGCAGGAUGAAUAAAACGCAUAAUAUCCUUCGAAAGCAAAUGUUAUUGACGGUUGAGAGGGCGUGGUAGAUAACAACAGUAUUAUAUAUACAUAUUGUUCAUAGUAUGUAUGUAUGAACAGAAUGAGUUCUGUAUCAGCGCAUGCAAAUAUGACACAUUAUGUUGCUGAUAUGAUUAAGUUCCUUCAACAUAUAACAUAGAAACUGCUCAAAUGGAUAUAAUGAAAGCCAAGCCAAUAAUAAUAUUAAUAAUGCGUGCGGUUUAAAUCAAGUACAUUUAAAAUAAAAGAAAAAACCAACGUACGUACAUAUUACAAUUAUACAAAAACAUAAUCGAACUAUCUGCGAACCAGUUUGCAAUUACAUCUCGGAGUGUGGAUAUUGAAUCGUUCUUAGUUGAAGAACGAUUUAAGUGGAGAUGCAUUUUAUUCUUAGUUGUUUGCUAAUAGCAACUUUGUGCGAUAAAUAUGGAUCAAGAUCGAGCUUUUCUCAAAUCGAGGCAGCCAAUGUUUGGGGAUCUAUGCAAAAUGAAGCAUUUAAAAAUAACAAUAACUUGACUGAUGCCAACAAUGUGACAAUAGCAAACCCAAAGAAUCUAAGUACUACCACCAUUACAAAUGUAGCCCAAUUUGAUACGCAAUUAAAUCAUCUCUUGGUUGAUACUAUCACUGGACGCGUCUUUGUUGGUGGAGUAAACAGACUUUAUCAAUUAUCGCCAGAUCUGGAGCUCUCGGAAACAGUAAAGACGGGGCCACAAAAUGAUUCUGUGGAGUGCAGUAUCCUCGACUGUCCUUUAAAUGCCGUGCGCAGCCCAACGGAUAAUUAUAAUAAGGUUUUGUUAAUUGAUCGGGCAACAUCGCGACUCAUCGCCUGUGGUUCAUUAUUCCAAGGUACCUGCACCGUUCGUAACCUACAAAAUGUAAGCAUUGUGGAGCAUGAAGUGCCUGAUGCAGUAGUAGCUAAUGAUGCCAAUUCGUCGACUGUGGCUUUUAUAGCCCCGGGACCGCCGCAGCAUCCUGUAACAAAUGUAAUGUAUGUUGGUGUUACCUAUACAAAUAAUUCUCCAUAUCGAAGCGAAAUUCCAGCUGUGGCAUCAAGAUCUUUGGAAAAAACUAAGAUGUUUCAAAUAGCUUCUUCGGCGGUUACUACUGGGACACGAACGUUUAUAAAUUCUUAUGCUCGAGAAACAUAUUUUGUAAAUUAUGUUUAUGGCUUUAGUUCGGAAAGAUUUUCAUACUUUCUAACCACACAGCUAAAGCAUAGUCAUCACUCUUCCCCAAAGGAAUAUAUAACAAAAUUGGUGCGAAUAUGUCAGGAGGAUUCAAAUUAUUAUUCUUACACUGAGAUCCCAGUGGAGUGUAUUAGCGAGGCGCAAGGUGGCACCAAAUUUAAUCUGGUUCAAGCUGGUUUCCUAGGAAAACCCAGUUCGGAUUUAGCUCAAAGUUUGGGAAUUUCUAUACAAGAUGAUGUUUUGUUUGCGGUGUUCUCUAAGGGCGACGGCAAUACACCCACGAAUAAUUCAGCUUUGUGCAUAUACUCACUGAAAUCCAUACGUCGGAAAUUUAUGCAAAAUAUUAAAUCCUGUUUCAAUGGUAGUGGAAUGAGGGGACUGGACUUUAUAUCACCAAGUAUGCCAUGCGUUUUAACAAAACUUCAGACAAUUGGCGAAGAUUUUUGUGGACUUGAUGUGAAUUCACCUUUGGGUGGCGAAAAUCCUAUAACUUCCGUUCCAGUAGCCAUGUUUAACACAAGACUUACCUCAGUUGCAGCCACGAGCACCAGUGGCUACACUGUGGUCUUUGUUGGCACAGCCUUGGGUUACUUGAAAAAAGUUGUGGUUGAGUCAUCUUCUGUUGCGAAUGAAUAUGCCAAUUUUGCUGUACAUAAAGGCUCUACCAUAAACCAGGAUAUGCAGUUUGAUAACCAAAAUCUCUACAUAUACGUGAUGUCCGAAAAUAUGGUGUCAAAGGUGAAGGUCUUUGAUUGUUCUGACUACAAAACGUGCGGCGAUUGUUUAGGAGCUCGAGACCCCUAUUGUGGCUGGUGUUCGCUUGAGAACAAGUGUAGUCCCCGCUCCAACUGUCAGGACGAUGCCAACGAUCCUUUAUAUUGGGUCAGCUAUAAAACGGGGAAAUGUACGACCAUUACGAGCGUUGUACCACAUCAGUUGCAACGAACCACUGCUCGCACUUUAGAGUUAAUCAUAGAUCAUUUGCCGCAAUUAAAGGAGAAUUUAAUUUGUGCUUUUACCACCGAUGAUAAGGCCUUGUUUACAAAUGCCACGAAAAAAAGAAAUGGCGUUAAUUGCACAACACCGCGAACCGAUAUGCUCCCUCAGAUUGAGCAAGGCAAACAUCAUUUCACAGCAAAAUUAUCGGUGCGAACUAGGAACGGCCCGGACUUGGUAUCCACGGAUUUCACAUUUUUUGAUUGCAGCACACACUCAUCGUGUACAAGAUGUGUUUCCUCAGAAUUUCCCUGCGAUUGGUGUGUUGAGGCUCAUCGGUGCACUCAUGACACAGCAGAGAAUUGUCGCAAUGAUAUUUUGGUCACAGGUGUCAGCCGUAUCGGGCCAAGUUACCGAUCAGGUCCUGGAUUUUGUCCCACUAUUAAUGCCACGGGGGAUGGCAGUGAGGUUCUCGUAGCUGGCGGUACUAGUAAAUCGAUAAAGGUUAAAGUCCACAUAAUAGGACAGUUUAUCGUUCAAACUAGAUUUGUUUGCCAGUUUAACAUUGAAGGACGCGUAACAAGCUUGAAUGCCCAAUUGUUGGGCGAUACCAUUUAUUGUGAUAGCAUGGAGUUCCAGUAUACUUCACGAUCGCCUAACUUGACUGCUACAUUUGCUGUUAUAUGGGGGGGUUCGAAACCCCUGGAUAAUCCACACAAUAUACAUGUGGUCAUUUAUCGUUGUCGCGAAAUGGCAGAUAGCUGUGGGAUUUGCUUGGCAUUGUCCGAUAAGUACAAUUGCGGAUGGUGUUCCUCGACAAACACCUGUGAGGUCGAAGAACAAUGUAAUAAUAAGAACAAGGAGGGCAAAACGGAUUGGUUGAACCGCAGUGAGAUCUGUCCAAAUCCGGAGAUACAGGCAUUCGAGCCCAAAACUGGACCCUGGGAAGGAGGGACCAACAUAACGAUACGUGGCAUUAAUUUAGGAAAAAACUAUAAUGACAUAUACUCCGGAGUGCGUAUUGCCGGCAUUAAUUGUAUGCCAUUUCCUCAGUUUUAUAUUGAUACUAAACAAAUUGUAUGUACAGUGGAUAGUCCUGGUGAGCAAAUGUAUCGAAAUGGCCGAAUUGUCGUACAAAUUGGCGACUAUCGUGGCGAAUCAAAUGAUGAUUACGAGUUUGUCGAUCCCAAAAUCCUAGAUUUUUAUCCAAAAUUUGGACCGACUUCCGGUGGCACAGAGAUACAUAUUACCGGCAAACAUUUAAAUGCGGGAUCUCGUAUACAAGCCUCUAUUAAUGAUCACUUGCCUUGCAAAAUACUAAGCACUGAUUCAUCCCAAGCCAUAUGCCGUACAUCACCUUCCCCUGGCAUAAUUGAGGGAAGAUUAAAGAUGUCGUUUGAUAACGGACCAAGGGAAUUCAAUGACUACAACUUUAAAUAUGUCCUUGAUCCCACUGUAGAGCAUGUGAGCUCGGGUCCUAGUGGUCAAAUUAAGGUGCCAAAGGGUAUACCGGCUGGAGGAAUACGAAUUUCCGUGGUUGGCACGCAAUUCACAAGCAUACAAACGCCAAAUAUUUACGUGGUUUACAACGAUGUUAUGUACGCCAAUCAGUGUCGCGUUCAAUCCGACACCGAAAUGGAGUGUGCUUCACCCAUAAUUGACGUAGACAAUAGAUUAAUUAUUGAUGCGGAAAAGCCAUUGCUUUUGGAGUAUGGCUUUCUCAUGGACAAUGUUUUGCGUGUUCAAAAUCUAUCAAAAACUCACAACAACCACUUCGAACUCUAUCCAAAUCCCGAAUAUUUCGUUUUUGAAGAGAGAGUCAAGUACUUUAAGAGCGAAUACCUGACUAUAAAUGGAAGAAAUUUGGAUCGGGCAUGUAAAGAGAGCGACGUAGAAGUGAGAAUUGGAAAUGGUUUCUGCAACAUUACGUCGCUUUCUAGGCAACAGCUUACGUGCAGACCGCCUCCUGAAGCCACGGCAACGAAGAGUAUUAACGGGCCCGAGGUAAUUGUUCGCAUUGGAAGUUCUCUGGAAUAUCGACUUGGAAUACUGAGUUACGAGUCCUCAAACAUCAUUUUGGACUGGGGAGACAACGUUGUAUUCGCAGUAAUUGCCACAAUUGUGAUAAUAUUACUGUUUUUUGUUGCCACGCUUGUUGCAUAUAAAAAGAAGAGCUCUGAAUCGAACCGGGUGUUGCGAAAUAUGCAGGAACAAAUGGAUAUACUGGAGUUGCGAGUGGCUGCAGAGUGUAAGGAAGCCUUUGCUGAACUUCAAACGGAAAUGACUGACUUAACGGGAGAUUUAACAUCUGGCGGUAUUCCCUUCCUCGAUUAUCGCUCAUAUGCCAUGAAAAUACUGUUUCCCAAUCAUGAAGAUCACAUAGUCUUGCAAUGGGAACGACCGGAGCUUCUACGCAAAGAAAAGGGUUUGCGUAUUUUCGGUCAAUUAAUUAUGAAUAAAACGUUUCUCCUGCUCUUUAUUCGAACCCUAGAAUCGAAUCGCUACUUUUCCAUGCGCGAGCGCGUAAAUGUAGCCUCGCUAAUUAUGGUCACAUUACAAUCGAAACUGGAAUAUUGCACGGACAUCCUUAAGACCUUGCUCGGAGAUUUAAUUGAAAAGUGCAUCGAGGGAAAGAGUCAUCCAAAGCUGUUGCUGCGACGUACGGAAAGUGUAGCUGAAAAAAUGUUGAGUGCUUGGUUUACUUUUCUUCUCUAUAAGUUCUUAAAGGAGUGUGCAGGAGAGCCUCUAUAUAUGCUAUUUCGUGCUGUUAAGGGACAAGUCGACAAGGGCCCCGUUGACGCCUGCACCCACGAAGCCAGAUACUCUCUUAGCGAGGAGAAACUAAUAAGGCAAAGCAUUGAUUUCCGGCCAAUGAACGUGUAUGCCAGCAUUAUUCAACAGCCAAUAUUUUGCAAUAAUUUGGACAUGUUGCCAUCUCAUACGGAAAAUAUAUCUGUUAAAGUCUUGGACUGCGAUACAAUUGGACAGGUUAAGGAAAAAUGUUUGGAAACUAUAUAUAAAAAUAUACCAUCUAGCCAAAGACCGAGGAAAGAUGAUUUAGAUUUGGAAUGGCGUACUGGUGCAACAGGCCGUGUUAUAUUAUACGACGAAGACGUCACGUCGAAAACGGAGAGUGAAUGGAAGAAGUUGAACACUUUGCAGCACUAUAAUGUCCCUGAUGGUGCUGGCCUGAGUUUAGUGCCAAAGCAAAGUUCCAUUUACAACUUUAGUAUUUUAUCGGACAAAAACGAGAAAUCACACAAGUACGAAACACUUAAUAUAUCGAAAUACACCUCCUCCUCUCCGACCUUUAGCCGCGCCGGCAGCCCCUUAAAUAAUGAUUUGCAUGAUAACGGUAUGCGAUACUGGCAUUUGGUGAAGCACCAUGAUAGUGAUAUGCAGAAGGAAGGUGAACGUGUCAAUAAAUUGGUAUCGGAAAUAUACCUUACCCGACUAUUGGCAACUAAGGGCACACUGCAGAAAUUCGUCGAUGAUCUCUUUGAGACUAUAUUCAGCACUGCACAUCGUGGAUCGGCAUUGCCAUUGGCCAUAAAAUACAUGUUUGACUUUCUAGAUGAUCAAGCCCAGUUGCACGGUAUCACAGAUCCUGAGGUCGUUCAUACCUGGAAAAGUAAUAGUUUGCCAUUAAGAUUUUGGGUAAACUUAAUAAAGAAUCCUAACUUUGUCUUCGACAUACAUAAAUCGAAUAUCGUGGACUCCUGCCUUUCAGUUGUUGCUCAAACAUUUAUGGACUCUUGUUCAACUUCUGAUCAUCGUUUGGGCAAAGACUCUCCCAGUUCGAAGCUUUUAUAUGCUAAAGAUAUACCCGAAUAUCGAAAAUGGGUUGAUCGGUAUUAUCGCGACAUUCGAGAUAUGUCGCCAAUAUCAGAUCAGGACAUGAACGCUAUGCUUGCUGAAGAAUCAAGGUUGCACACCACAGAAUUUAAUACAAAUUGUGCUCUACAUGAGCUCUAUACAUACGCUGUUAAGUACAAUGAACAGUUGACAGUGACACUUGAAGAGGAUGAGUUUUCGCAAAAACAGCGUUUGGCAUUUAAAUUAGAGCAAGUUCACAACAUAAUGUCAGCCGAAUAAAAAAGAUUUUUGCACUAAAAAACUAAAACAAAAACAAAGAUGACUAACUAAUAAAAUAAGCAAAAUAAAGUGAGCUUAUGUAUUAAGCAUAUAAUCUAGUUGAUAAAAUCAUCAUGUUUCAAAAGUUGUUGUCAAUAAACCAAUACCACAUUAUUAUUAAUUUACGCUUUUGUUUACAACAUUCUUUUUUUUUGCAAAAGUAAACUUUUUUUUUUAAUUUUUGUGUUUUGUCAAAAAUAUAUAUACAAAAAUAAAAAUUAUAGUUAUAAUUCGAUAUUGUUAAUGGUUUAAGUAAAUAAUUUCUUACAUUUUGUGUCCCACUUUUGUUUGUUACGUUUACCUUUAUGUCUCAACAAUUUCUAACUAAAAAGGAUGUUUUUACAAAUCAUUUUAAUUCUGGAAUCUUUAUUUUUCUUUAACAUAUUUAAUUUGAUUAUAUUUGAUCGUACAAAUACAUCUUCAACUUCCUAAAUUUGUAAUUAGAAAGUGUUUCAAAAGUUCGAUCUCUCACAUGCCAAUAAUAUAUAUGUACUUGGCUAAACAUUGCAAACCAAUUGAUAUUUCCAAAUUUUUUUAAACUUGUAUAAAGACAACGUUUUUAAUAGCAGCGCAAUUUUUCAUUAAUAUAUAUGUAAAUGUCCUUGUUUCACAAACAACAACAACAACAACAAAAUUGAUAGAAUGUAAAUGUGUCGUAUAUUUGCUCAUCUAAUGCUUACUUAAAAUAUAAUAAUGGUAUUGUACGUAUAUGUAGAUUAAUAUUAAGUAAAAUAAUGUGAGAUGAAAUUUGUCAAGUUAAAAGUAAUUCAGCUUAAAAAACGACUGACUUUAAUUUAUAUAAUCUAUAAACACAAGGAAAAUUAUAUUAAUAGUUUCGUACCUAUGUUCAAAAGUAAAGUAAUUCUAUAUUUAUGUAUGUAUAACUUAUUCUUAUGUGCAGUUCAUAAUUGGUACUAAGUCACAUUCCUAAUGGCACUAUAUAUAUUUAUAUAUGAAGAAAAAAAAAGCAAAAGUUCUGUGAUUCUUUUUACUGUCGCGGAAUAAAAGCCUCUAAUAAAAUUGGAAUAUUGUGUAAAUUAAA
Drosophila kikkawai is the source of this 7602-nucleotide messenger RNA. RefSeq names its product plexin A (gene PlexA). Gene Ontology annotation, cellular component: semaphorin receptor complex; plasma membrane. The record is from RefSeq and is a predicted model, not a curated record. NCBI's taxonomy places the organism in Eukaryota, Metazoa, Arthropoda, Insecta, Diptera, Drosophilidae. Gene Ontology annotation, molecular function: semaphorin receptor activity; protein binding. Gene Ontology annotation, biological process: semaphorin-plexin signaling pathway involved in axon guidance; negative regulation of cell adhesion; positive regulation of axonogenesis.